AUGGUUAUCAUCAAAUGGUGGGGCAGCACAAACGUUGUCGACACCGAGAAGCUCGUCUUCAGGCACGAGUUCCCCGAGAAACGGUUCUGCAAGAUGGAGAAGCUCCGAGAGGCGCUAGGGGAUAUCUUUGGCUCGAAUGAUUGGGUCGUCGAGUACGAUGGACAUAAUCUCAUCAUCAAGGUGGGAAGCAGGGUUGAUCUGAAGGAGGAACUGAAGGCGCGUGGUAUUAUCUACAAGUCUAUGUGGCUUACUGUCCCCGGCGAUUAUCUGAGCACUGAAACCGUUCGACGCCCCGAUCGCAAGCCGAAUCGACUUGAGGCUCAAGACGCAUUCGCCGAACAGUACCUGAUCGUCCUUGGCCUUUGUGACCGCCUGCCUUUCCACCAUUCCCUUCGAGUCCGCCGCGCUCGCCACGGUGUCGCCUCACUGUUCAACAUCGUCCAGUUCACGCGACAUCGGGAUGUCUUCCCUGCUGCGAAACCCCACUAA
Molecule: messenger RNA, 489 nt
Organism: Fusarium tjaetaba
Lineage: Eukaryota; Fungi; Ascomycota; Sordariomycetes; Hypocreales; Nectriaceae
Exons: 2
Coding region: 1-489 (162 amino acids)
Source: RefSeq, a predicted model, not a curated record